AUGAGCGCCCACAAGGAUACGAUCACUUUGUCGGAGGAGCAGAACGGCGGAAGUGCUCAUCAGUAUGAAGAAAAGGAGAUCGACGAGCCAGGAGUUGUUCCGGCAAGAUAUCGAGGGACUGCACAUGACAAAAAGGAAAUGAGCGUGAUGGGGAAACAACAAGUACUUCGGCGGAAUUUCAAGUUCGUGACAAUGGUGGGAUUUGCAAGCACAGUCAUGGCUAGUUGGGAAAUCUUACUUCCGCUGUUUACAUUCGUCUUGACCGAUGGUGGUCCAGCUUUGCUUUUCUGGGGCUUCAUAGCGGUCGCCUCUGGGCAGCUCUUGGUCUAUGCAAGCAUAGCGGAGGUGGCUUCGAUGUCUCCAACGGCGGGUGGCCAAUAUCACUGGGUAUCAGAAUUUGCACCACCAAGGAUACAAAAGCUUCUGAGCUACCUCGUUGGUUGGCUGUCUGCAAUUGGAUGGCAAGUGUACCUCGCAGGUGUCGCCUUUAUGGUCGGCGGCGUUAUACAAGGCCUCAUUGCCUUGAAUGUUGAAGACUAUGUGUGGCAUAACUGGCACGGCACUCUACUAUCAAUUGCCGCCAUUUUGUUCUCAAUAAUCUUCAACACUGCUCUGGCAGUCCAACUACCAAUGAUAGAAGGGGUCGUCUUAAUUCUUCAUCUUGCCGGCUUCUUCGCCAUCAUCAUCCCUUUGUGGGUCAUGGCCCCUCGCGCAACUGCGCAUGACACAUUACUCGUGUUCCAGAAUAAUGGAGGAUGGUCAAGCACAGGUCUGUCUUGCAUGAUUGGCCUGACAACACCACUGAGUGUGCUCAUUGGUUACGAUUGCUCAGUUCACAUGUCUGAGGAGACUCGAGAUGCAUCAAUCACUCUACCAAAAGCCAUCAUGUGGUCAGUAGGCGUGAAUGCCACAUUAGGGUUUCUGAUGGCCGUCACAUUGAUUUUCACCCUUGGAGAUAUCGACAGCCUUUUUGAAUCGGUGACCCGACAGCCCUUCAUCCAACAGUUCUACAAUUCUACGCAAAGCUACGGGGCGACCAAUACUAUGACCGCAAUAGUAAUCAUACUCCUUGCAGCAUGCUGCGUCAGUGAGGUGGCCACGGCUUCUCGACAGAUCUGGUCAUUCGCACGAGAUCGAGGAUUACCAGGAUCGCGUUGGUUGUCACAGGUCUCUCCUGGCUGGAAUAUUCCCCUUCGCGCUGUCUCAGUCUCAGUUGUUGUGACUUCGCUGCUAGCAUGCAUCAAUCUUGGCUCUUCUGUCGCCUUGAACGCUAUUAAUUCCCUGGGCGGAGUCUCCAUUCUCACCUCAUACUACAUCACAAUCGGCUGCUUGGUCUGGAGACGACUCAAAGGACCACCUCUACCCCCAAGGCGUUGGUCGCUCGGAAGAUAUGGCCUCAUCGUCAAUAUUGCAGCACUGUUGUUCCUGACCCCUUUGUGGUUCUUUGCUUUCUGGCCGCUGGCAACACCAGUCACUGCUGAAACCAUGAACUGGUCCUCUACAAUGUUCGGCGGUACACUCAUCUUUGCGAUGAUAUAUUACGUGGUCAAGGCAAGGCAUGAAUAUACCGGUCCUGUUCUACAAGUUAAACGCGACCUCUAA
This is a messenger RNA of Exophiala bonariae, 1602 nucleotides long. RefSeq lists its product as uncharacterized. The record is from RefSeq and is a predicted model, not a curated record. Gene Ontology annotation, biological process: transmembrane transport; amino acid transport. Gene Ontology annotation, molecular function: transmembrane transporter activity. Lineage: Eukaryota; Fungi; Ascomycota; Eurotiomycetes; Chaetothyriales; Herpotrichiellaceae. Gene Ontology annotation, cellular component: membrane. Bases 1 to 1602 code for a protein of 533 amino acids. The transcript is spliced from 7 exons.